GAGGAGAGCUUUUUGGCUGGCGCUGAGAGGAGGACGCGUGGUGUGGGACAGGAGCUGGUUGCCCCCCUCUGUGCCGGUGCAGCGCUGUGGUCAGUGCGUGCGGCGCCAUGGAUCGGGCCGAGGAUGAGCUGGGGGUCUUCACCAUCAUCCACCAUAAGAGUAAAUCGUCGGGAUGGCCUCCUCCGGCGGGCAGCUGGGCAGGCUUGCAGGGGGCGCAGUAUGGCUGGGAUGUGGCGCGCGACUCCAGGGACUGCUUCAGCAAUCACGUGUCCCAGAGCAACUCUCUGGAGGAGGUGCCUCUGGAUGGAGGGCAGCUGCUGGCCCCAACCCCUCGGAGGGUGGAGAUGAGAAGGGACCCCGUCCUGGGCUUUGGCUUCGUGGCCGGCAGCGAGAAACCUGUGGUGGUCCGCUCCGUCACUCCAGGAGGUCCGUCUGAAGGCAAACUCAUUCCUGGGGAUGAGAUCAUUAUGAUCAACGAGGAGCCAGUGGCCUCUGCUCCCCGGGAGAGAGUCAUCGACCUUGUCAGGAACUGCAAGGAGUUCAUCACACUGACCGUGAUUCAACCCUACCCGUCUCCCAAAUCAGCAUUUAUCAGUGCAGCCAAAAAAGCCAAAUUGAAAUCCAACCCAGUCAAAGUGCGCUUUGCCGAAGAGGUCAUCAUAAACGGCCAGGUUCCGGAUGCAGUGAAGGACAACUCGCUCCUGUUCAUGCCCAACGUUCUGAAGGUUUACCUGGAGAAUGGACAGACCAAGUCCUUUCGCUUCGAUACGAGCACCUCUGUCAAGGAUGUGAUCAUGACGCUGCAGGAGAAGCUGUCCCUCAAAUGCAUCGAGCACUUCUCCCUGACGCUGGAGCAGAGAGGCGAGCAGAGGGCCGAGGCGUCCAACAAGACCCUGCAGCUGCUGCACGAACAGGAGAUGCUCACUCAGGUUACGCAGAGACCUGGGUCACAUAAGAUGAAGUGUUUUUUCAGAAUCAGCUUUGUCCCAAAGGAUCCAGUUGACCUUCUCAGGAGAGACGCAGUAGCUUUUGAAUACCUCUACGUGCAGUGCUGCAAUGAUGUGGUGCUGGAGCGCUUUGGCCCCGAGCUGAAGUACGAUGCAGUGCUGCGCCUCGGUGCCCUGCAGAUGUAUAUCCUCACCAUGAUGACCCGGCAGACUCAGAAGGUCUCUCUCAAAUACAUCCAGAAAGAGUGGGGUCUAUCACUGUUUCUUCCCCCGUCAGUGAUGUCCCACAUGAAGGAAAAAAAUAUCAAGAAAGCUCUCACACACAUCCUGAAGACUAAUCAGAAUCUAGUGCCUCCAGGGAAGAAGAUGACAGUGUUGCAGGCAAAGGUGCACUAUUUGAAGUAUCUCAGUGAGCUGAGAUUGUACGGUGGAAGAAUAUUCAAAUCUUUUCUCCUGCAAGGAGAGAAACAAACAGACGUCAUCUUACUUGUGGGCCCAAGGUAUGGCAUCAGUCAUGUCAUCAAUGUCAAGACCAAUCUAGUGGCUCUUUUAGCGGACUUCAGCCAUGUGAACAGAAUCGAGAUCCUCACCGAGGAUGAGACCAAUGUCCGGGUGGAGCUACAUGUGCUGGACGUGAAGCCCAUCACAUUGCUGAUGGAGUCAAGUGAUGCCAUGAAUCUGGCCUGCAUGACAGCAGGUUACUAUCGGCUGCUAGUGGAUUCCAGACGGUCCAUAUUUAACAUGGCUAAUAGCAACAGCAUGGGGGACAUGGACAGUCAGGAUCGCGGGCUGGAGUGGCCUUACAGCACUUCCUUCGGAGACCUGGAGGACCCCAGUGCUCAGGGCUACACCAGUGGUCAGGGCUACCCCAGCCAACCCUACCCCAGAGACUCGGACUCGGACUACCCAGAGACUACUAUAGAGGAGAAUAAUCACGGCUCUCCCUUCCGAACGGAGGUUUUCCGGCCACCCCCGCCUCCUCCCUUGGAGAGGCCCGCGGGGGGGCGGAGAAGCCCCAUCCCCCCACCACUGCCCCCUCCACGACAGAGGCCCCAAGACUCACCCCGCAACACAAAAGUCUCCUUCAUUUUCGGCGACCCCGCUUUGGACUCGGUGAACCCUCAGAACAUGGGCUACCAGCGGCUCAUGGAUGAGAGCCCCGAAAUGGCCGACGGUGGUCGGUCGGCGUUCCUCCCGGCUGGCGCCGGCGGCCUCCGCGUGCCGGACGGCAUGGCCUUCAAGAACGUGGUGUACAGCAACAUCGGCGAGGGCAAGAUCUUCGCCGGCCCCGAGGAGGGCCCCGAAGAGCCGCUCCUACGCGACCUCUGCUACCCCGAGGCCGCGGACGACGUGGAGGACGAGGACGACGGCAGCUGCGAGGAGGACUCCACCGUCACCGGCGGCGAGGGAGAGGAGAGCGAGGCCGGGGCCCUGUCGCCGCCGCCCCCCGGGAAUCCCACCUUCCUGUCGCUCUCGGGCUCCAGCGACGACAUCAUCGACCUGACGUCACUUCCGCCCCCCGAGGGGGAGGACAACGAGGAGAGCGAUGCGCUGCUAAGGACUCUCAACAUGGCCAUCGCCGCGCCACCUCACGGCUUCAGGGACAGUUCCGAUGAGGAGGGGGCGGAGGGCAAGGGUCAGCCACAGGGCUCCUGUGAGAAUGAUGAUAUGCCAGUGUCUCUGAUCGACGCCGUGCCCACACGCGGAGAGGGCAGCUCAGGCAAGAGGCUGGACCAUGCGGUGGUCACCACCCUACAAGCACUGGAGGCAUUGGCUGUGGCAGAGGAGCCGACACGGCCACCGAGACCCAACAGCAGUGCAGGAAGUGCCAUAUCUCGAACGUUCAGCCCAGCAUCCUCCUCUGAUUCAGGCAAUGAAACCAACUCGUCGGAGAUGACUGAGAGCUCGGAGCAGGCGGCGGCCCACAAGCUCUCCGAGAGCCACAUGCGCCUCCUGGUGGCCACCACCGAGGGCUACCAGCCGCUGCAGGAGGAGCAGACCGAGUUCCCGGUGUCGCCCUGCUCGCGGCCUGCACCCAUCCCCAAGCCCCAUGAGUCCAGCCACCGCCAGGCCGGAGCCAAGUCGUCCGCCCGCCCGCCAAGAGUGCCUUCCCAGCCGACUCUACCUUCGGACGGCAUCGAGAUGGAGCCGGAGACCAUGGAGGACAAAUCCCUGAGCGACUACAUGGCCAGGUCGCGUUCCAACACGCUGCUCAACUCGUGUGGGGGCAAGCGGCCCAGCUCCGGCGCAGGGCCGGGGAAGCAGCACAAGAAGAGCGCCUACGACCCCAACACGGGGAAGUUCAACACCUUCACGGCCCGAGAGAGCCGCAGGAGGGGUCAGUUUGACGUGGAGCGCACCUCGUUCUGCGAGAUGAUCCAGAGACAAGAGCCUCUGCCUGAGGAGGGCCUGCUGGCCAGCCAGAGACACAGUAGGCUAAGUAUCGCCCACCUUGAUCGAGUAGGUUCAAAUGAGGUCAGAGAAGACUGCAAUAGCAGUGGUGGCACUGACCACCAACAGAGCGCUCCGCUGGCCUCGCCGUCCAAAAAGCCUCGCGAGCCCUCUGCCGACGACUGGCUCAGGUCUGACUGGAGGACGAAGCAUGCGGUCCACCAGGCCCCUAAUGAUUCUCUCUGUUUGUCUGCCACCCCCAGUGUAGCGCGCUCCGAGCAGUUCGCGCCCGGAGCGGGAGACCAGCUGCCUGUGCUUUACCCGCGGCAGGUCAAAGCCUGCCCCUCCCCUGCACCGCCCCCUCCACCUUCGCCUCCCCAUCCUCCUCCUCCUCCACCACCACCUCCGCCUCCGCCGCCACAUAACGCCAGGACCCUGAUGGUCAAUUCCAGCGUGCCAAAACAGGAGCUGCCGAAUCCGCUCCGGCAAAACCACGUCCAGGGCCAGGUGCCACUGCUGUACCAGUGCGACUCGUCGUCCAUGAGCAGCCUGCGCCGGAGCCGCGAGCUCAGGAGGAGCACCAGCAACAUCACCGCCGGCUCGGGGAGCGUCGAGACGCUUUUUGACCGGUCCAGAGGCUCCUCGGCCACCCGGUGCUCCCAGGCGCCCGUUCAACCAGUGGACCCCAAACUGCAGCAGCGCCGGCCCACCAAGAAGAGGCUGUCCAAGAGCUACUCGCAGGGCUCCAUGUCCUCGCAGACCACCUGCUGGUCCAGCGGUGGCCGAGACAGCCGCAGGGCGUCCGUGAUGCUUCCGCUGCAGAAGGACAGCAAGCACAUGAAGGGAUCCCAGAAGCUGGACGCCAGUCCCUGGAGGUGCCACGGUCCCUUCAGCUACUGCUUUUUCAAGAGAAAGAGCCAGACGGAGGAGGACGACACGGAUGGAGAUUCCUCCGGAAGGUUCCGGGGCGACCUGGACGAAUCGGGGCCCUCCCAGUACAAUCCCAGCCCUGCCCUGGACACGGCAGGAGAGCAGCUCUACGGGGAGGUCCUGAACAACAUGAGCUUUGGCGACCGGCUGGCCCGCAUUAACGCUCUGAAAGACCGCAUGUACUCCUACCCGGCCGGCUUCGCCGACGUGCGACGCGACUCUAGUGAGGUCAUCGCGCUGGUGCGCUCCAGCGUCGGCCGGGGUGACCGGGGCGUGCCCCCGCUCCAGGCCCAGGAGCUGGCCCAGUACAAGCAGCUGCUGUCCAUCGAGUCCAAAGAGCUGGGCCGCGCGUGUCGGCGCAUGGCCCAGGCCCACGGCAGCCCCGAGGAGAUGCUACUGGCCGUCACCUGCAGCUUCCAGGUGCUCUGCUGCCUGUCCGAGGCCUGCAUGUGCCUGGUGAGGGGCCUCGGGGCCGCAGCCUCGCAGCAACAGCGCGAGGUGGUGGCCAAGGUGGACGAGGUGGUGAUGAACUACAUCUGCCUGCUACGCGCCGCCGAGGCCGCCUCCGGCUGUGCCCCUGGUGACCACAGCGUGAAGGCGCUGGCACGACACUCAAGCACCAUGUCCGCCAUCGCCAACACCCUAACUCGCUCACUGAAGACACUACUUAGCAAAUAGUUGUUCAAAAACCUCCUUUUUGCGAGACUGGACCGUGUAUAAUCCUGACAGGACUGUCUUUGAAGAAUCCACCGAAUAUGAUGAGAUGAGGGGGACUGCACACCUGUACACCUGUACUACGUCUCCAACCCAACCGGGCUGACUUCACGGCAGACUUCACAGCUUCAGCCUGAAUUAUACAUUUUUAACUUGACUAGACAAUUAUGUGUCUUCAUUUUGACUGGACUGCAUGCCAUUAGGCUAGACUGUUUUUAGGGUGACUGGAGUUCACAUUUGUAGCCAGACUGAGCUAUAUCUGUCUUUAGUCCGGACUAUCUGUAACUGCAAAGCCAUACGUGGACCCAAGGGGUGAUAACCCCUUUGAAAUACAUAAAUGUAAACUGCUGUAAUCAUUCUUAUUCUGUGCAUAUUUAUUUUAUAUGUAAAAAUUGUAUAUAGACAUAUAUAUGAAUCUAUAAAUGCUAUAGAAAUUUAAGAAGACUAAAAGGGAAGAUUAUAGUACUAAUCUAUUCUUAAUAUCUUAAGCAAAAUGCUGUAACAUAUUGGCAACUUGCGAGGAAAUUAGGUCAAAUGGCUUUACUGAGGAGCUUCAGUUCCACAGCUCAAUAUUUACUAGUGCUUCUUAAUGCAAUUUUACAGUAAUGUAGUCUUUUUAACAGACAUACAGAUGCUAUGACAUGAAAAUGGCUAAAUUAUUUAAUGCAACAGAUUAUUUAUGAAAUUCCAUAAUAUAACUUGUCAUUGUCUAUUGAUUGUUUAAUGAUUUAAUACUUUUCUAACUAUUGUGUUUUAUCUUUGCUUUUAAGAAAUAUUGGUCAUGUGUCCCCAUCACUUUAUUAAAAACAUUGCUGUGUUUAUGCAAACAUUUCACAGAUCACAUUGCCCACAUUAUAAUUUGAAUGUCUCGCACUUUACCACGGCAAUCUUCUCAGCACUCCAAUAAAAAU
Molecule: messenger RNA, 5893 nt
Organism: Alosa alosa (allis shad)
Lineage: Eukaryota; Metazoa; Chordata; Actinopteri; Clupeiformes; Clupeidae
Product: FERM and PDZ domain-containing protein 4-like
Cellular component (GO): cytoskeleton
Molecular function (GO): protein binding
Source: RefSeq, a predicted model, not a curated record